GCUUCUCAGUCUCCAGUCUCCAGUCUCCAGUCUCCAAUCUCAGGGGCGCUGCUGUCAAUCAGAGCUUCUUUGCCAGGCUGCUUGUUGCUUGUUGCUCCUAGGGACCGCCAGCCCAUUUGCCCAUGCCAAGUGCCUUGGCUUGGUCGGUCCCUUAUCUUGCCGGAAUCCCACCCCGUCCAUGACUUCUCUGGCGUCUGCCGACGCAUGCGGCUGUCGUUCUUGAUUCUUCCAUUAUUCGAGGCCUCGCGGCGUCAUUGUCUUCUGUCUCAAAUUCCUUCGCCUUAUAUCUCGACUCGCCGUCUGGAUCGGUCUCAAGUCAACACCAGGCGGAACAAAACUACCGCCAACUCAAUCGCUUCGCCGUUUGCAUUUGGCAUCGCGUCCCAUCUCCACCUCAGCAAGCCACCACCUCGUGGUAAAAUGCCUUUCGCUCGUCACGGUGGCCUCGGCCGUCGACCGUUACCGUGUGUGGUGGGAUACGAAAGUCCAACAGGCAAUUACUAG
Colletotrichum paranaense is the source of this 504-nucleotide messenger RNA. RefSeq lists its product as uncharacterized. The transcript has a single exon. The record is from RefSeq and is a predicted model, not a curated record. NCBI's taxonomy places the organism in Eukaryota, Fungi, Ascomycota, Sordariomycetes, Glomerellales, Glomerellaceae. The annotation marks the transcript as partial.